This is a messenger RNA of Podarcis muralis (Common wall lizard), 2373 nucleotides long. It is a transcript of the gene ZIC2, whose product is annotated as Zic family zinc finger 2. Gene Ontology annotation, biological process: regulation of transcription by RNA polymerase II. Lineage: Eukaryota; Metazoa; Chordata; Lepidosauria; Squamata; Lacertidae. The record is from RefSeq and is a predicted model, not a curated record. Gene Ontology annotation, cellular component: nucleus. Gene Ontology annotation, molecular function: DNA-binding transcription factor activity, RNA polymerase II-specific; RNA polymerase II cis-regulatory region sequence-specific DNA binding.
GAAUAUUUCAGAGGAGGGGCUGGAGAAGGCGGGGAGGGGGGCACCGGGGCGGGGUAGCAGCGCAGCGGAGAACCGUGUGUUUGUUUUCUGAGCGGAGAGUGUGCGUAGCGCGCGAGCGGAGAGCCGGCCACUCGCGCGCGCCCCGGCGUGUGCGUGAGCGCGCGCGCACGAGGGAGUGUGCCUAUAUAUCUCCUCGCCUGUUUGUGAGAGAGAGAGAGGCUGUCGGUGUGGCUGUGGCGGUGUGACAUCUCUUCGCCUGCGGGCUGGUGUGUGUGGUACUGUUGUUGUUGUUGUUGUUGUUGUUGGUAGCUCUUUCCCCCCAUUUCUCCCCCCCCCCUUCUCAGGGAAAGGCGAGUCCCCUCUGCGUCCCUCCCUCCCCCCCCACCGCCCCUCUCCUCUUCCCUCCCUCCUCGGCUCUCUCUCCCUCCCCUCCGCCCGCUCCCCUCUCUGUGCCUUCUUCCCUCAGAGCUGCCCGCCCGCCCUCGCCUCAGCUGCUUUAAUACCCUUCGGCUGGCCGCCUGCGCCUGAACUCUCGUCGUCAGCGCGCGGCUCUUUCUCCCGCUCGCGCGGCAGCAACAGCAGAAGAGGCAGAAGAAGAAGAAGAGGAGGAAGAAGACAGAGAGCCCCUCGCUCGGACCCUCGCCGGGGGCUCCUGGGCGGCAUGCUUCUGGAUGCGGGGCCGCAGUUCCCGGCGCUGGGCGUGGGCUCCUUCGCCCGGCACCCUCCUCCUCCGUCGGCGGCCGAGAUGCAGGAGCGCGAGCUGAGCCUGCAGAACAGCUUCGUGGACUCGGCGGCGGCGGCGGCGGCGGCGCACCUGGGCGCCUUCAAGCUCAACGCGGCGGCGGCGGCGGCGGCGGCGCACGAGCUGUCUCCGGGCCAGGGCUCGGCCUUCAGCUCGCAGGCGCCCGCUUACCCGCACGCGGCGCAUGUGGGCUCCUACUCCGCGCCGCCCUUCAACUCCCCCAGGGACUUCUUGUUUCGGAGCCGGGGCUUCGGCGACGCGGCGGCGGCGGCGGCCGGCGGCGGCCAGCACGGGCUCUUCGGGGCCGCGGCGGCGGCGGCGGCGGCCACGGGCAGCCUGCACCACCCGCACGCCGAGGCGCAGAGCCACCUGCUGUUCCCGGGCAUCGGCGAGCAGCACGGCGCGCCGGGCUCGCCCAACGUGCUCAACGGGCAGAUGCGCCUGGGCUUGCCCGGAGAAGUCUUCGGCCGCUCGGACCAGUACCGCCAGGUGUCCAGCCCGCGCGCGGACCCUUACUCGGCGGCGCAGCUGCACGGCCAGUACGGGCCCAUGAACAUGAACAUGGGCAUGAACAUGGCGGCGCACCACGCGCACCACCCGCACCAUGCCCACCCGCACCAUGCCCACCCGCACCACCACCAUCACCACCACCACCCGGGGGCCUUCUUCCGCUACAUGCGCCAGCAGUGCAUCAAGCAGGAGCUCAUCUGCAAGUGGAUCGACCCCGAGCAGCUGAGCAGCCCCAAGAAGAGCUGCAACAAAACUUUCAGCACCAUGCACGAGCUGGUCACUCACGUCUCCGUGGAGCACGUCGGCGGGCCCGAGCAGAGCAAUCACAUCUGCUUCUGGGAGGAGUGUCCCCGCGAAGGGAAGCCCUUCAAGGCCAAGUACAAGCUGGUCAACCACAUCCGCGUGCACACGGGCGAGAAGCCCUUCCCGUGCCCCUUCCCCGGCUGCGGGAAGGUCUUCGCGCGCUCCGAGAACCUCAAGAUCCACAAAAGGACGCACACAGGCGAGAAGCCGUUCCAGUGCGAAUUCGAAGGCUGCGACCGACGCUUCGCCAACAGCAGCGACCGAAAGAAGCACAUGCACGUCCACACUUCGGACAAGCCCUAUCUCUGCAAGAUGUGCGACAAAUCCUACACCCACCCCAGCUCCCUGCGGAAACACAUGAAGGUCCACGAAUCCUCCCCGCAAGGCUCGGAGUCGUCGCCCGCGGCCAGCUCCGGCUACGAGUCGUCCACUCCGCCGGGCUUGGUCUCCCCCAGCGCAGAGACCCAAAGCACAGCCGCCAGCAACUUGUCCUCUGCAGCGGCCGCCGCGGCUGCUGCUGCCGCCGCCGCCGCUGCGGCCGCAGUCUCGGCGGUGCACCGGAGCAGCAACGGCGGAGCGGGAGGAGGCGGCGGCGGCGGGGGGAGCUCGGGCGGCGGCGGAGGGGGCAGCGGCGGCGGCGGAGGAGCGGGCAGCGGCGGAGCCAGCGCCAGCCACGGCGGCCUCACGUCCAACUUCAACGAGUGGUACGUCUGAAGAGGCCUCCUGGCCCCGCCGCCGCCGCUCCAGCCAGAUGCCUCGAAAAUGAAGGAAGGAAAGCAGGAAGGAAGGAAGGAAGCCGCCGUCGAAGUCGCUCUCCG